This is a messenger RNA of Cimex lectularius (bed bug), 643 nucleotides long. RefSeq names its product 60S ribosomal protein L14 (gene RpL14). The transcript is spliced from 4 exons. Bases 110 to 592 code for a protein of 160 amino acids. Gene Ontology annotation, biological process: translation; ribosomal large subunit biogenesis. The record is from RefSeq and is a predicted model, not a curated record. Gene Ontology annotation, cellular component: ribosome; cytosolic large ribosomal subunit. Gene Ontology annotation, molecular function: structural constituent of ribosome; RNA binding. NCBI's taxonomy places the organism in Eukaryota, Metazoa, Arthropoda, Insecta, Hemiptera, Cimicidae.
AGUGAAUUUGAAAGCAUAGCUCUGGCCAGUUGAUGAACCACGGUUCGGUCUCUUACCGUGUCUGGAUAGUUUUACGAUCUGUUUCCUUUAGCCUAUCUCUGCCGGACAAAUGCCGUUCCAGAGAUUCGUCGAGACGGGCCGCGUCGCCUACAUAGCCGAUGGACCUUUCAAAGGCAGAUUAUGCUGUAUUGUUGAUGUCAUCAACCAGACCAAAGCUCUUGUCGAUGGUCCAGAGACUGGUGUACCCAGGCAAGGGAUUAGGUUAAACCAACUGCAUCUGACUAAGUUCAGGCUCAGGUACGGUUUCACAGCGUCGACCAGGGAAGUCAGGAAAAAAUGGAAGGAGGCCAAUAUGGAUGAGAAGUGGGCCAACAGCUCAUGGUCGAAAAAAGUCGAGGCCAAAAAGAAGAGGAAGGAACUGACAGACUUUGACAGAUUUAAACUGGACAAUGCCAGGAAAGUGAGGAACAAGAUGCGCACCUCUGCAUUCCUCUUCCUUAAAAGGAAAGCCAAGAGCGCAAAUAAGCCUGCUUCUGCCAAAAAGCCUGAAGCAAAAAAAGCCGCCCCUAAAAAGGCAGCCAAGGCUAAAUAAGCUUUAAUGACAUAUACUUAUUUUAAUUUGUAAUAAAUGUUUUUAAAGCUA